Tuber melanosporum (Perigord truffle) is the source of this 1472-nucleotide messenger RNA. RefSeq lists its product as uncharacterized. Bases 471 to 1472 code for a protein of 333 amino acids. Gene Ontology annotation, biological process: microtubule-based movement. The record is from RefSeq and is a predicted model, not a curated record. The transcript has a single exon. NCBI's taxonomy places the organism in Eukaryota, Fungi, Ascomycota, Pezizomycetes, Pezizales, Tuberaceae.
CAUCCUCACUGUCCCCCGGGCCAUUAACCCCCUACCGUCUCCGCCACUCCACGCACACCACAACUGCCACCACCACCAUCACAACCAACCUCACACCCAGCAGCACCACCAGCCUCCUCCUUCCCCGUUACUCCCCAUCUUCGGCCCUACACCUACACCACUCCGAAGACCCCUUAAUCUUCCAAAUCGGCACGCGGAACCUCCAAGCCGGGUACCCAAGCGAGCCGCACCCGCGCUGCAUCCUGCCCUGGACCAAUCCCGAAUUCUGGAAGCGAUCGGGCGACCUGUGGGGUCUGGGGGGAUGGUACUCGCCGACGGGCACCUCAUCCGCUUCGCGUGGGGAAUUAUGGCACAAUGUGGAGACCAUCGAGGACGCACUCGAGCGGGGUGUGAGGGUUGCGUAUAACAAGUACUUAUUGCUGGAUUCGAAAACGCGAAGGAUAGUGUUAUUGGUGAAGACGGAGGUGGACAUGGGUGUGCUGAGCAAGGUCGUCAAGAGCCUAUUCGUGCACUUCCAAAUGCCGGCCGUGAUGUUAAUGCAAGAGCCUGUUAUGGCGGUCGUUGGAGCGGGAGUCAGGAGCGGGGUGGUGCUGGACGUGGGCUGGAAUGAGGCCGUGAUAAACGUAGUCUACGAAAUGAGAGUGGUAGGCCCCGGCAAACGCAGUCGCCGCGGGGGCCGCACAUACCGGGACUUUUGGCGGAAAUUCCUCCAAGAAGAAUAUUCCUCCUCCUCCAGUGACGAGGACAACGGCAACGGCACUAGCGAAGACAACGAGAUACCGGUAGCAGACUGGGAAGUGGAAGAAAUCCUCACCAGAGCCAGCUGGUGCCAAUCGUCAUCCCCCUCCUCCCGCCACCAAGACGAAAUAACGAUAACAAUCCCCUUAACAACACCCACACCCCCCAAAACACUAACAUUCCCCUUCAACAAACUCGCCACACCCGCCGAAAAAACCUUCUUCGCAACCACGACCACAGACUCACCCACCCCCGAAUAUCCCGACGACGAUGAUUAUGCUCUCCCAGAGCUCGUGUACCGUGCCCUCCGCGACUGUCCCAUUGAUGUCCGCGCUGCCGUCAUGCAGCGCAUCAUUAUCACCGGCGGGGGGAGUUAUGUGCCCGGCCUGAAAAAGCGGGUGAUUGAUGAGGUACGUGUGUUGGUAAAGUGCAGGGGGUGGGAGCGUGUCGGGAGGAGGGCUGUUAAGACGGGGAAGGGGAAGAUGCCCGCAGGCAAGGAAGGGGUGGAAGAGGGGUAUCAAUGGCGCAGGGAGGCUACGGCUUCGCCGGAGGGGCAGAAGGGAGGGGGAGAUACUGGUGGUCGUGGCAGGAUCGCUGGCGUGGAAAGCUUCGGGAGUUGGGUUGGGGCUAGUCUUGUCGCCGGGAUGAAGGUUCGUGGGACUGUUGAGGUUGAGAGGGAGAAGUUUUUGGCGGCGGUGGCGGCUGGGGGAACGGGGUUUCCGUUGGACAUUUGA